AUGGAAGCAGGCGGCGACCCUAGACUCCCAGAGGAACAACGAGAAGCCGAUGCUAGGCGCGACAAGGUAUCCAUCAUCCUCAAUACAAUGGAGUGCGGUCUAGCAUUGAAUCCCCGCCAUCGCGUUGGGAUGUCGAAGGAAGAAUGCUAUUACUCGCUACUGCUUCUUGCGUUAGCUGCCGGAGACCCAGGAGCACUUUGCUCCGUCGGCAAGCCAAUGCGUAUUCCAGUACAGGAAACUGCACGACGCAAGUCAUAUGAGAUCUCUUGCUGGCAGUUCGAGCCUACCAACGUCGAUGCCGGCCUCAACAACUACAAAACGCUUGACCGGCUCCCAGUCGACUCAAA
Messenger RNA from Scutellospora calospora, 347 nucleotides. The record is from the annotation of a GenBank genome assembly. NCBI's taxonomy places the organism in Eukaryota, Fungi, Glomeromycota, Glomeromycetes, Diversisporales, Gigasporaceae.